This is a messenger RNA of Sungouiella intermedia, 705 nucleotides long. NCBI's taxonomy places the organism in Eukaryota, Fungi, Ascomycota, Pichiomycetes, Serinales, Metschnikowiaceae. The record is from the annotation of a GenBank genome assembly.
AUGGUUUCUAGACAAGCACAAAGGAGGUUGAACCAGGAGUACAAGACGGUAUCCGCUAACCCACCCCCAUACAUCGUGGCCAAGCCCACCGACGAAAACAUCUUGGAGUGGCACUACGUCAUCACAGGCCCUCCAAAAACACCCUACGAAGAUGGUCAAUACCACGGUAUGCUUCGGUUCCCCUCGGAGUACCCAUUCAAGCCCCCUUCGAUUUCGAUCAUCACACCCAAUGGCAGAUUUGCCUGUAACACCCGUCUCUGCUUAAGCAUGAGCGAUUACCAUCCAGAUACUUGGAAUCCCGCCUGGAGUGUGCUGACGAUAUUAACGGGACUCUUAAGUUUUAUGACAGGCGAUGAGCAGACAACGGGUUCGAUCACGUCAAGCGACAUGGUAAAGCGCAAGUUGGCGGAGGAGUCGAAGAAGUGGAAUCUGACGGAAAACACUCGAUUUGGAGCGGUUUUUCCCGAACUCAAGAUUCAGAACGCCAAGGACAUCGCAGCGGCAGAAGCCGAAAAGCAGCAGAAGGAGUUGAUGCAGAAGGAAAAGGAGAGCGAGAGCGUGGCUCCACUAGAGAUGGAGGCACUAGAUGCAGAGGACCGGGCCCGGCUUUUGGUGCAUCAGGAACAACCCAUUGACGGAGGGCUUCUGCUAACGUUGGUGGGGAUGUUGGUUGCUGCUGUUCUUGCAGUGUACAUGUAUUUUUGA